AUGUCAAUACAUUCAGCCUUGUCGAGAAGGCAUGGCUUGUUGUUUACAUCAUCAUUGAUCAGAAGGUAUUCAUCAUAUCAAGUUAAUGGCCCACUUCUUCAACAUUGUUACACGACAAAGACAACACCAUCAUCCUCAUCAUCAACGUCCUCCUCAGCCUCUAUCAAACCAAAGCUUGAGAAACAACAACAACAACAACAACAACAACAAACAAUCGAAGAAGGAGAAGCAGAGAGAAAAUUGAUGAAUGAUAUGUUGCAACUUCGUAAGAUUGUAAAGAGAAAGAGUAAGAGUGGUCUACCAAUGGAGUUGAUAAAGUCAAGACCAUUGUCAUCGAGGAAGUCACAUGAUUGGUCUCAUUUGCCACUGUCUGGUCUAUCAAUCAAACGGAGAUUGGCUGCAAUCUCUGAUCAACAGUGGCGGCAUUGGAUCAACGAGGAGGAGACCAACGAGAUGAAGCGAAAGGGUGCCAACAAUCAGAACCUGGCAUUCUCAUUUGGCAUGUCAAACGUCGUCAUUGACAGCUCAGCCAAGCAGGACGUCCUAGGACGACAGGCAAUCAAAGAGAGACUUGAGCGUAAGCUCACUGAGGAGUGGAGCAAAGAGGCAAGGGCGAGCAUUGAGCGACGUCUGAAACAGAGCUAUAAAUUGAAGCGAACCGCAAGCAGAGGACUAAAGGCACAGGAGCAAGACACUGCCACUCACCUGGUCCACUCAUCCAAUCAAUCACAACCCUUCCAGAACUUCUUUGACGCGAAACGUGUCGAUGAGUUGUUGGCCAUGGACACUGCAAACCCUGGAUCAAUCACUUUCGAGGAUCGCGUCUACCUUCAUCUCUACUCCAUUCAACUGUUCUCUCACAGCAACCUAUUCAAGCGUGCCUCUGGCAUGCUGUUGGACACUCACACUCAGUACGAGAUCGACGUCACUUGCAAACACGACAUUGAGCGAUUGGCUGACGGCCAGGAUUUCUUGGCAAUCGUUGAUCUGGCCAACAAGCAGCGUACACGCACACGUCCAAUCUAUCAGCAUCUCUUCCGACAUCUCAAGUCCAAGGCCAAACUGUAUCACUUCUUCUCGACACUGGAACGACAAUACGUUGUGGAUAGACUGGAAGCCACUGACUUUGCCAACUUUAUCGAGGCAUUCCUUUCACUGAAUCAAGCCACCAGUGCCGACAUGCUCAUUCAACACAUGUUGGACGUCAACUACGAUAUACCAUAUGAACUAUUCCCAAUCUAUUUGGAGUACUACCGACGUCUGAACCAGCCCGUGGAUGAGUUCCUCGACAAGUUGAACGAGCUUUCUGUGUUCUCUGGUGAACGCGAGGAGCUAUUGGUACAUCAACAAGAGUUUGAAAGAUUGAGAAAGGAGGAUAAUGACGAUGUAGUGUGCAAAGACCAACAACCAAUGACUUCGACAAAGGUGGCACGCGAUCUACCUUUCUUCAAGUCGAUACUCAGCUACUGUUAUCAGCACAGUCAUUUGGACAUGGUGGAUCGCAUUGAGGCCAUCAUGGCAAAGGAGAAGAUAUAUCCUGAUCUAGAGCUGUUCAAUGCCAAGCUCAAGAUGAUGGCAGAGCAGGGCAAGCCACUGGACAAUGAGGUGCUUCAGAGACAUUCGGUCAACAACUCGGUCAAGCCCAAUGGUCACACAUUCCUAGCACUGCUCUACAGUACUUUGGUCAAGAUGGAUGAGUUGGACGAGGCCAACCAAAUGAUCAAGACAAUACCAAGCGAGUGGAAGUUCAAACCAAAUCAAUUCAUUCACUCUUGUUUGAUCUAUGGCUACAGCAAGUUGAAUUAUGGACUGGUAUCAGUUGUACCAAAGGAUGGCACGACAACAACAACACAAUCUGAUGGCAAGACACUAAGAUUGUUACUCCAAGAUAUGAAAAGGUAUAGAGAUCAACGACCAAUGAACCAUGCAAUAGUGGCCUACUCACUGGCCUAUCAUUCACAUUCAUCACAACUGGUCAUCAAAGUGUUGGAUGACUUGGAUACAAAUGAAUUCACUCGAUCAAUAUUGGAUCUCAUUGUUUAUGGUUAUACUGUGAUGAACAAUCGUCGCACCAAGUCAGUGGUUGGUGUCACCAAGCGACCAGCUGUCAUUGAUGUUGACAAUAUGCUACAGGUAUUGGACGAGCUAAAGAAUACUUGUAACACUACUACUGCAUCAUCAUCCUCUUCAUCCUCAAUCUUUUCUUCAUCUUCACGCCAACAACAAAACAGACAAUACUCCUCAUCAUCAUCAUCACAACAACAACAACGCAAACAACAAUAUAACUUUAAUAAUAAUAAUAAGCAAAGACAGCAACAACAACACCAAAGACAAUAUAGAAAUACCAAACAGGAUAGACUAAAGACGUUGGGAAUCUUGAUAUCACCAUCGUUCUUGUUGGCGGGCGCACCAAUCUCUCCAGACUUGUUCUCUCCAGGAAUGGUCCCAAUGCCAGACCUGAUUGAUACUGUCGUAGACAACGACACCUCUUCUUCUUCUUUGGACAACAACCAUCAAGAGGAUACCACAUCCACCACAACCACCACAUCAACCACAUCAACCACAUCAACCACAUCCACAGACACAGACAUCCAGCAGCAGCAGCAGCAGCAGUAUCAAUCACCCGACUUGACUAGCAACCCAGAGAUGUCAUUUGUUGAUGAGGCAAGCAAGGAGCAGGCACUAAAGGCUGCUGCCACAGAGGAGGGUUCGUCGGUGCCAUCCGUCCUCGAGGUCAACACUGACGUCGAGAUGGACACGACCAGCAGCGGCAACGGUAACCUCCACUUUCACUCUGGAAUCUGCGUUAUUCCACAUCCAAACAAGAGACACAAGGGAGGCGAGGAUGCCUACUUUAUCAGUCAGGAUCGACGUGUGCUGGGCGUGGCAGACGGCGUAGGUGGCUGGGGUGACGUCGGCAUCGAUCCAAGCCUCUACUCCAACACUUUGAUGGAUGGUGCUAGGCUGGCCAGCAACCAAGAGACCGAAAGUCGCCACCCAGUCGACAUCAUGGAGAAGGCCUACAUCCACUCGCAGCACGUCAAGGGAAGCAGCACCUGCUGCAUCGUGGUGCUGGACGAAAACAACUUGAUGUCUGCCAAUCUUGGUGACAGUGGCUUCCUCAUCAUCCGUCGUGAGGAGCUGUACUUUAGGACCCGCGAACAACAGCAUGCUUUUAACAUGCCCUACCAACUGGGCAUGCAGUCGAUCGACCGUCCCAUCCACUCGGUGACAUCAUCGUUCGAGGUUGAGGAGGGCGACAUCAUAGUGAUGGGCACGGAUGGCGUGUUUGACAACCUCUUUGACGAGGAGAUCUGCCGUAUCUCCCUCAAGUACCGUGACGACCCCUACAAGAUUGCCUCGAUGAUUGCCAAGCGCGCAUACGAGGUGGCCAAGUCUUCGCACACCUUUACACCCUUCUGCAAGAACGCUGGACUCAACGGCUACGUGUUUAGUGGCGGCAAGUUGGAUGACAUCACAGUGAUUGCCGGUGUCGUCUACAACGGUCCAUUGCAGGAGCUAAAGUCUGACGUCUUUCUGGAUGACAUCUCACUCGAACAAGAAGAAGAGGGUGAGAUUUAA
Acytostelium subglobosum LB1 is the source of this 3582-nucleotide messenger RNA. RefSeq lists its product as hypothetical. The transcript has 2 exons. The record is from RefSeq and is a predicted model, not a curated record. Gene Ontology annotation, molecular function: protein binding. Lineage: Eukaryota; Evosea; Eumycetozoa; Acytosteliales; Acytosteliaceae. Bases 1 to 3582 code for a protein of 1193 amino acids.